Molecule: messenger RNA, 7458 nt
Organism: Melanotaenia boesemani (Boeseman's rainbowfish)
Lineage: Eukaryota; Metazoa; Chordata; Actinopteri; Atheriniformes; Melanotaeniidae
Gene: mast3b
Product: microtubule associated serine/threonine kinase 3b
Exons: 27
Coding region: 346-4743 (1465 amino acids)
Biological process (GO): intracellular signal transduction; peptidyl-serine phosphorylation
Molecular function (GO): protein serine/threonine kinase activity; magnesium ion binding; protein binding
Source: RefSeq, a predicted model, not a curated record
UUCCUCACAAGGACUACAAGCAGUCAGCAGCGAUUGUUUUGGGCAAACUAAACAGUGCGGCUGCUGGAGCGGUAUUAUACACCUGACAACCCGUCAAGGAGGUGAUGUUUCGGGGACAGGACUUCAGUCCGUCUGUGGAACUGAUGAUGUAAGGGCAGAACCGGGAGCCGUUGGGACUACUGCACGAGGCAGACAGACUCGGCGUGAAUACAAAAGGAACCGCCGAGAAGAAGAGACGAUGGUUAGGAGGAGGAGGAGGAGCGGGUUUCACAUCUUCACCUGAAUUUUAGUUUUCUAAAAUCACCAUUAAGUUUGAAACAGGAUUAUGAAAGAAAACUCCUUACCAUGUCGGAUCCAAGUCACUGGUCUGCGGUGCCGAACCAAAACAAGUCCCAUUUUGUUCCAGGAGCCUUGCUGAAGCGCUCAAAGAGCUGUCGCAGCAACAACAGGAAAAGCCUCGGUGUUGGGACGCCGUCGCCCACGCUGUCCCGGCCACUCUCCCCGCUCUCGCUCCACACCGCCGCGAGCAGCCCUCUGGACAGCCCUCGAAAUGUGUCGACCGGUACCUGCCUUAACUUUCCUUUUGCUCGAAGUCACUUGGCUCGCGCUGACAGAGCUGAGGGCCGGCGAUGGUCUCUGGCAUCUCUCCCUUCAUCUGGCUAUGGAACCAAUCCACCAAGUUCAACUGUCUCUUCCUCCUCAUCCUCCCAGGAGCGUCUUCACCAACUUCCCUACCAGCCAACACAAGAUGAGCUGCACUUCCUUUUUAAGCACUUCCGCAGCACGGACAGCAUGACAGACGAGGAUGGACGACCCACACCGGUCAUACGACCCCGAUCGCGGAGCCUCAGCCCGGGGCGAUCAAGUGUGUCCGUGGAUAAUGAGAUAGUCAUGAUGAACCAUGUGUACAGAGAACGUUUUCCAAAGGCCACAGCCCAGAUGGAGGAGCGCUUGUUGGAGAUCGUCACCCACUGCUCUUCAGACAGCUCCCUCCCGUUGGCCGAUGGGGUGCUUGGCUUCAUCCAGCACCAGUUGGUAGAGCUGGUCCGAGACUGUCUGGACAAGUCUCAGAAAGGCCUGGUUACUUCCCGCUAUUUUGCUGAGCUGCAGGAGAAGCUGGAAAAGCUUCUUCAUGAGGCCUAUGAACGCUCUGAAAGCGAGGAGGUAACCAUCAUCAUCCAGCUGGUGCGGAAGAUCCUCAUCAUAAUCUCUCGGCCGGCUCGUCUCCUUGAAUGUCUGGAGUUUGACCCAGAGGAGUUUUAUCACCUACUUGAGGCAGCAGAGGGUCAUGCUAAAGUGGGCCAGGGGAUCAAGACAGAUAUCCCGCGGUACAUCAUCAGCCAGCUGGGUCUGACUCGAGACCUGCUAGAAGACAUGGUACAGCUUGAACAGUAUGAUGCCAGUCCUUCAGUGACAGUGGAACCAGAUGCUCCUGCAGAGAACAAAGCCCCGCAGACACUCACUCCGACUAGAAGAAAACCUCUUGAGAGUGACUUUGAGACCAUCAAGCUCAUCAGUAAUGGUGCUUAUGGGGCUGUGUAUCUAGUACGUCACAAGGAGACCCGCCAACGUUUUGCCAUGAAGAAGAUAAAUCGUCAGAAUCUGGUGCUGAGAAACCAGAUCCAGCAGGUGUUUGUGGAGAGGGACAUUCUAACCUUCGCUGAGAACCCUUUUGUUGUUUCCAUGUUCUGCUCCUUUGAGACACGACGUCACCUCUGCAUGGUCAUGGAGUAUGUGGAAGGUGGAGAUUGUGCCAACUUACUGAAGAACAUGGGCCCGCUGCCUGUAGAAAUGUCAAGGAUGUACUUUGCUGAAACAGUCCUGGCAUUGGAAUACCUACACAACUACGGCAUUGUGCAUCGUGAUCUUAAACCUGACAAUUUGUUGAUCACAUCUAUGGGCCACAUCAAGUUGACAGACUUUGGUCUGUCGAAAAUUGGAUUAAUGAACAUGACCACCAACCUUUAUGAGGGUCACAUGGAGAAAGACACAAGAGAGUUUGUUGACAAACAGGUGUGUGGCACUCCAGAAUACAUUGCCCCAGAGGUGAUCCUCAGACAGGGUUAUGGAAAGCCAGUGGACUGGUGGGCCAUGGGAAUUAUCCUCUACGAGUUCCUUGUGGGCUGUGUCCCAUUUUUUGGAGACACCCCUGAAGAGCUUUUUGGACAAGUUGUCAGUGAUGAAAUCAUUUGGCCAGAAGGAGAUGAUGCCUUGCCUGCUGAUGCCCAGGACCUGAUCACACGUCUGCUGAGACAGAGCCCUUUAGACCGACUGGGAACAGGUGGAGCCUCUGAGGUGAAGCAACACCCCUUCUUCCUGGGUUUAGACUGGAAUGGACUCCUCCGGCAAAAAGCUGAGUUCAUUCCUCAACUGGAGGCAGAGGAUGACACAAGCUACUUUGACACUCGUUCAGAACGCUACCAUCAUUUGGCAUCUGAUGAAGAUGAGGAAACCAAUGAUGAGGAGUCAUCUUUGGAAAUCAGGCAGUUUUCCUCCUGGUCACAUCGCUUCAGCAAGGUUUACAGCAGCACAGAACAUCUGGCAACACCAUCCAACCUGAGCUUCUCUUCAGACCGAAGCCACAGUGAAGAUAAAGAGGACCGCGGGGAUGUGGGAGGACUCGGCCCUUCCCCAAGCCCAUCAGAUUGCAGUGUAGAAAACAGACAUUCUGGGCGUAUGGCCAGCCUUCGCCCUCGGGCCUCCUCCAGCUCAUCCCAGUCUGAGAGGAGCACCAGUCCUCUGGUGAUGAGCAGCACUCACAGCCUGGAGACAAUGCCCCGCUUCGCCCUCUCCACUGAUGAUGAGGCUGAAGUGGUGGUGUCAAACCUUCGGAGGAUCAGGAUUCGCAGCAACAGCACUGGAGCCAAACACUCAUCACCUAAGGAACCAACAGGCCCUCGACGCUUCGGUAAUCAGCUGGAGACACCUGACAGACAGCGACUGCCCUGUGCAGGAAAGGUUCCCAAGUCAGCCUCUGUCUCAGCCCUGUCCCUCAUCAUCACUCCAGAUGACUCACCCAGUGGUCUCCAACCCAGUCCCAUCUCCCCACGCUCGCUGUCUUCCAACCCCUCAUCUCGUGACUCGUCCCCUAACAGGGACCUGUCAUUCAGCCCUGGUAGCCUAAAGCCACCAAUUGUCAUCCACACUUCAGGGAAGAAGUAUGGCUUCACCGUUCAGGCCAUCCGGGUAUACAUGGGUGACAGCGAUGUCUAUACUGUUCAUCACAUGGUGUCGAGUGUGGAGGAGGGCAGCCCGGCUCACCAGGCAGGUCUCCGCACUGGAGACCUUAUCACCCACGUGAACGGAGAAUCUGUUCAAGGCCUGGUACACCCAGAGAUGAUAGAAGUGCUACUGAAGAGCGGGAACAAGGUGGCUCUUCAAACCAUAGCGCUUGAGAACACGUCAAUCAAAGUCGGUCCAGCACGGAAGAGCAAACACAAAGGAAAGAUGGCUCGUCGCAGCAAAAAAAGCAAGAAGAGAGAUAAUUAUGACAGGCGACGGAGCAUCUUGAAGAAAUUGUCCAAGCAAAGCACAGUCAUGCACAGCAGUCGCAGCUUCUCCUCAGGUCUUCAUCACUCUGUUUCUUCCAGUGAGAGCCUCCCGGGCUCCCCAACACACAGCCUGUCCCCUGGCCCCUCCACACCUUGCCGGAGCCCUGCACCUGACCAUCAGGGUUGUGAAAACAACUCUCCUCAGAGCACAUCUCCUUGCUCCAGCUCUCCCAGUUCCCCAGCUGCACACAUCCGACCCAACUCGCUCCAUGGCCUGGGCUCCAAACUCAAUACACAACGCUACACUAAGGUGGGCCGUCGGAAAUCGACUAGUAACAUCCCCCCCUCUCCUUUGGCCUGCAAUUCCUCCUCAUCCACGAACCAGCCGCUUUCUCCUCAGCGCUCACCCUCCCCACUGCCAGGGUUUGCCAAAUCCCUUCACACUUAUCAUGGCAAAACCCUAUCACCCCCCACCAUAGUGAGACACAUUGUCCGUCCCCGCAGUGCAGAGCCACCUCGGUCACCUUUGCUCAAGAGGGUGCAGUCAGCUGAGAAGCUGUCUGGAGUGUAUCAUAGUGAGAAGAAGUCUUAUGCCCCCCGCAGGCACACACUGGAAGUGCCUUUUUAUGGUGAGGUUGACCUACUGGGUGACACUGAGUUAGAAGGUGCCUGCGGAGGCUUUUAUAUCAGUGCUGACCACAGCAGACUUGGAGGCUACAUGAGCAGCCAAAGGAUGCGGGAAUCUGGGAUAGACAGAUCAGAGCAGCUGGUUGUGAUGCGGAAGCUCAACCUGUCGGAGCGGCGAGACUCCUUCAAAAAGCAAGAGGCUGUUCAGGAGGUGAGCUUUGAUGAACCAGAUGAGAAAACCAGCAGCACUGUGACGGGUACCAUCACAGCUCCCCAGCCUCAGCAGCACAGAACGGCCUGGGUGGUCACUCAGCCCCAGAGCGGGGAGGAGAUGGAACUGGAAGUGCCAGUGGUGAGGAGGUUCACAUUGGUGCCUCAGAUCGCUGUUCAAGGUUCAACAGAGAGCGAAGAGCAAGAUGAGUGGGAGCCAUGCUCAGAUGGAGAGGAUACCAACGAAAACCCAGAGUUGGAGAUUUCUUCAUCCCAGCAGGAUAAAACAGGUCCUCCUUUUUCUGAGAGCAGUAAGGCAGCAGGAACCACUUCCACUGGACAUCAAGGCCCACCAGCAUCAGAGAAGACUGAGUGCAGAGAGGAAAUUGCUCAAAAAGGACAUACAAGAAAGUGAAAGCUCAUUACUGCACUCAUUUCAAUUGUUAAUCUCUAAUAUAAGAAAUAAUAUGAAGCUGAGUUGUUUCCAGUCUGACCCAGUGGAAUUGCAAUUUGUAAGCAUAUGUACAAACUUGUCUGGCUAAAAGGGUGGAAGAAAGUUUUACUUGAAUUUUGUAUUGUAAAUAUUUGCCUUCAGGCAUUUCAGACUUUCUGGUCAUAUUUAUUAUAUUUGUAAAGUAUGAGGAGCUCAUCAAGACACAGGUUUUCAUUGUUGGAAUAGCCAAGGCUCAACUUUUUGUAUCCAUAAAAUGUAGUUUUAUGUCUUUUGAAUGCAUUUUUUUUUUCUAAAAAUGUCUAUUUUUAAUUAAUGUUGGAGGCACAGAUAAUGCUGGGUUGCUGUAGGACCAAAAGUAGUGAGAAGUUAAUGUAGAAGUUAAGAUUUUUUUUCCCUCAGUAUCAUAGAUUUGAAUAGCAUAGCUUUAGUAGAAGUAUUGUUAAUCAAUCAAAAGACUCAAACCAACCCUUGAGUUCUCACAGUGCAGAAUAUGAUUGAUUUUGUUAUUUUCUGGUCAUUUUUUUGUCCCACUCUAAAAGUUUUUUAAGCUACCAAUACAUGUAUUGUAGAUGUCCUCUGUUACUUUGCUUCCACCCCUUCUUAUAUCUAUCACCCGGAAUAUAUAAGACACAACUGACUUCUUGUUCUUAUUUUUUGCUGCAUGAAUUCACGGUUACUUUGUUAUUGUUUCACAUGGAGCCAGUCAGUUCAGGGCAAUGUUGCAGAUCACACCAAGACACCACCCGGCUGUGACUUUGAAGUACGAUCUGUUAUGAGGACUUGAUGAAGCUGCCUUGAAGGGAAUGAUUUGCCAUGACACCCAAGCAGCAUCCUCUUAAGCCAUAUCUUUGCUCUCAACUGUCAGUGUAAAUGUGCUCAACAUACAAAGUUUUUUUUAAGCAUUUCUUCACUGCUAGUGUUAUCUUGACAACACUCUAUGAAGCCUAUCAUUAAGCUCUGGAUUUUGCUACUUUUUGAGGUGAUUUGCCUCAUGCUGAAGCAACUUGUUUCACUCACAUUGAGCAGUCAGACUGAGGUGUGCUUUUUUUUUUUUUUUUUUUAUCAAAGCCUGAAGGGAACCACAGGGUUGUCUUUUUCUUGUUUAAGGCAUUUUGGAAUUUUUCUUUGGCCUUUGAAAGUGUUUCAUUCUUGAAUAUUUUAAGUGUGUUUCCCAUAAAGUGUUUGUAUUCAUUUUACUCAACAAUGAAGUGAGGCACACCAUGUUUUGAUGACCUGUUCCUACCUUCUUUACUGUGUAGUCAUGUUUACAUCAGAGGAAAGUGCACUAUUUUGAGACACAUUUUGUAACUAGUAUUGAAAGAUCAACUGGAAACAGCAGAGGGAUGCAUUGAUAGUGAAUCCAAAUCCAGGGCUUCUUUGAACAAAUAUUUUUGGUCUUUGUUUUGUACAAAUGUUCAUGUAUAUUUUGGUAUCAGUGCUGUGCAUAAAUCCAAGUAUGUUGGGGAAUGUAAUGCUGUACAAUGACAUUUUGUGAAACCUGAAUUUAUUUUUAUGAUGUGGGUCAUUUUUUGUUUUGCUUUCCUUUUUUUUUCUUCUUUUUUUGGUACCACUAUAUCAGGAUUCAGAUUAGUAUUUCACAUUGACACAAGUUUGAUAUACAUUGUUUUUGUUUUGUUUUUAAGGGUUUUUGUUUCUUAAAUUGUCAGCGCUUGUUCCUGACCUCUGUCUGAUGUCUUACUUAAACCACCUUUUUCUCCUCAGAGUCCUCAAAUCUCGUGAUGAUAACCUCUCAUCAUGCUGUUAAUGAAGUGGACAGAUAACCGAGUGGCUCAGUCAUUUCUGCAGUCUGACAGAAUUGUUUACAUUGAAAAACCAUGCGAUGUACUGUACAAACACUUUAUAUCAUGUGGCUCUAUAUGACAAAAAAACAAAAACUAUCCUUUCUGAUACUAUGGAAAAAUCUGUUCUUGUGGAAGUUGCAUCUGUUUUUGUUUUGAAGUAAUUGUUAGCGAAGAGUAUUUUAGCUCCAAGUUGAGUAGCGUUUUUGUAUGUUUACAUGCACAUAAGUAGCCAAAUCCUUGUUUAAUUAAAAACAGUUUUGUUUAAUCACAUGAAAUAAGGUAUUAUGGAAAGUUUGGUUCAAACUGCUUCUGCAAAAGCUUAAUUUCUUGAUCUUGUAAGCACUAAAAUUGGUUUUUCAUAAGGAUUUUAACUGGUGCACCUAUGUGACAGAAUUCUUAGAGAGAAAGUAAAACUGAACCUUAGUUUUAUUUGUAAGUAACCAUGUUUAAGUCAGACAAAUUUGCCAAACUGUCAGGUGUUAAAGCUACAGAACUUUACUGGAUCUCACUAAAUUUACCAAGUUCUAAAACAUGAAGGGGUGGUAAUUUUGAGAAAUCUCAUUAAAUGUUUCUUUAAUUAACUAGGGAUCUCAUGUGGAUGUAAACAUACUUUUGCACUGUGCUGAUCUCUGCCUGUUGAAGGUCGAGGUUAGUAUACAAAGUCAGCAGGUGUUCAACAUACUCUCAACAAACAAACUGGCAAGUCAAGCUGUUGUACAUGUGCACGUGUUCUACUGUGAACUCUUCUGUUCAGUGCAUGCUGCAUGAGACAAGCACACAGCUGUAAUACUUGACUGCAUGGUAUACCGGCGUUGUUGCCAUGUACUGUGUUUUCUCGUGCAAAGAAUAAACUUUGUAUUUCUCUUUGACUUAA